Apis laboriosa (Himalayan honeybee) is the source of this 1964-nucleotide messenger RNA. RefSeq names its product pyrokinin-1 receptor-like. The record is from RefSeq and is a predicted model, not a curated record. Gene Ontology annotation, cellular component: plasma membrane. The coding region runs from base 51 to 1808 and encodes 585 amino acids. Gene Ontology annotation, biological process: neuropeptide signaling pathway. Gene Ontology annotation, molecular function: neuromedin U receptor activity. The transcript is spliced from 6 exons. Lineage: Eukaryota; Metazoa; Arthropoda; Insecta; Hymenoptera; Apidae.
UUUUAAAUGAAAUUUUUGUGAUAAAGAAUCUCAGGGAAUCAUUCGAAAAAAUGAUUUUAAGAAACGAAUCUAUGAAAGAAUCAAUCGAUAUCAUGAUGGAGAUAAGCGAAAAUUGCAAAGAACAACUGAUACCUAACGAUUAUAUUUUGGAUAAUUACACAAAUCCAAUAGUCGAAUUUCUUCAACAAGAAGAUUCAUCCAUCAGAAGAGAUCCAUUGUAUAUUGUUUUACCAAUCACUGUGAUUUAUGCGGUGAUCUUUGUCACCGGUUUGGUCGGUAACAUUUCCACAUGCGUAGUGAUUGCGCGUAACAAGUCGAUGCAUACGGCAACCAACUACUAUCUGUUCAGCCUAGCCGUGUCUGAUUUACUGCUGCUGAUAUCUGGUCUGCCACCGGAGAUGUAUUAUAUCUGGUCACAUUUUCCGUAUGUGUUUGGCGAAGCGUUUUGCAUUAUUCAAAGCUUCGCUGCUGAGACGUCCGCUAAUGCCACUGUCCUCACUAUCACCGCUUUUACUGUCGAGAGAUAUGUCGCGAUCUGUCAUCCUUUUAUCUCGCACACUAUGUCAAAACUGUCUCGUGCAGUGAAGUUCGUCAUAGUGAUUUGGCUAUUAGCAUUAUGUCUGGCCGUACCACAGGCGAUUCAAUUCGGGGUCGUUUAUGAAAAUAAAAAUGGAUCGAUAAUUCUGGAUACAGCUCGAUGCUCGAUGAAAUGGACAUUGAUCGAACAUGCAUUCGAGAUAUCCACUAUGUUAUUUUUUGUCCUACCUAUGACGAUCAUCAUCGUUCUUUAUAUAUUGAUCGCGAUUAAACUGAGACGAUCGAGAAUGUUGACAGCUACUGUGAACAGGAACCAUUUAUCGGUUGUUACGAAUCAUUGGGACAGCGGAAGAAAAAGCGCUGCGCAAAGGAAUGUCAUUCGAAUGUUGAUUGCAGUGGUGGUAGCGUUUUUUAUCUGUUGGGCGCCAUUCCAUGCCCAAAGACUAUUAGCUGUCUACGCGCAGAACAGUAAGGAUAAACCGGAAGAUGCAUUAGUAAUAAUCUAUACCAUCCUCACGUAUAUGUCGGGAGUGUUUUAUUAUCUUUCUACGACAGUGAAUCCAUUGCUGUAUAACAUCAUGUCCAACAAAUUUAGAGAGGCUUUCAAGUCAAUGCUGCCGAAUUGCUGUGUAAAAUGGUCAUCUCAAAAAUCAGAGUCACGACGGCCUAUCUACAGUAGUUUAUCACGUUACCCGAGAUCCACAUUUAGACAAACAGAUGAUCGUCAAAAUUUACCGUCAAUAUCCGUCAGUGAUGAUAAUCAAAAGUUGACAAACAUCAUACGAAUAUCGAACAUAACUGAGUAUAACGGAUUAACCGAACUGAACAAUGAGCGAAAAUUGCCUGAUUCGACGAUGAACAAUAUCAAUAAUCGAGAAUACAAAAGAAGCGUGUCGAGAGGAUCGAAUUCCAAUCAAUUCAUUUUGAUGACGACUGUUAAUGAGGGUAACAACAAUAUGGUUCCCACUUAUACGAACGAGUGUCUAUUAAACAUUCAGAAACCUUCAAGGACUCUUACGCUUGGAAUACUUGCCGAAAAAUUGAGAUUGGAAACAAAAGAAUUAUUUUCACCUCAGCAGAAAACUAAGAGUAAUCUGAUGAAAUUGGAGACAACGCCAGCUAUGAGCUCAUCUAGAUUUCAAAGUCACCCAAGUAUCGAUAGUGCAAAUACUAUCAGCAAUUCCAGUUUACAAGAUUAUGAUAAAACAGAGUUCAGUGGCAUGGAAUUGGCACGAUAUAUGGGUGAAUUAAACUGUGAUUUAAUCGCUUAAUAUUCACUUCAAAAUGAAAUGUUCCUUCAUCGAAUAAACGUAGCAUAAGUAUUUAAUAUAAUUAAGAAUCGUUUUUAAUAUAAUUAAAAAUCGUACCAAAUAUCUCGAAAAAACUAAGAAUUUAUAAAGUUAAGAAUCUUAGAUAUAAAAAUUUAU